Messenger RNA from Fomitopsis serialis, 609 nucleotides. RefSeq lists its product as uncharacterized. The record is from RefSeq and is a predicted model, not a curated record. The transcript has a single exon. NCBI's taxonomy places the organism in Eukaryota, Fungi, Basidiomycota, Agaricomycetes, Polyporales, Fomitopsidaceae. The coding region runs from base 239 to 523 and encodes 94 amino acids.
CCAGCAUUCGCCGGUGCGCAACGAUUCGAAGGUGAGUUCUACAUCUGCUCCUUCGCCAUCAUAUUGCGUCCACACAGCCUGUGCUAUCGUGCAAUGCAGACAACUUGCUCCCGUCCUGUCGCCGAGUAUCAAGCUCCCGGCGUCGAGGACGCCGAUCUGCGUUCAAAUAACUAGACUACCGUGCGAGCUUCCUCAUUGACAUCGUGGAGGAGGCCCUCACCGCGUAUGAACAUUCACCAUGGCGACAGCCAUCCGACCACACAAGUCUUUCGCUGCUACACUCCCCGCCCGCCCGCGCUACAUCACCAUCUACCACCCAGGCUGCAACCCCGAGCCGCACAUUCUUUUCCGCUUCCCCACCUACGACCCCGCCCCCGCCCCUCACCUCUCGGGCUGCAGCCACCGCCUCGUCCUCGACGCCUGCCACAUCAUCUCGAACAACCACGACGGCUUCCUCUCCGCUACCCCGGACGGCUGCGCCCGUGUCUUGGAGAGCGAGCCGACGCUCACCGCCGACGUCUAAUACUACUUCCUCCUCGGCGACCACGACCCCGACUACGCCGUCGUCUCCGACUUCGCCACCUGGCGCUUCCCCGACGUGCUCCCCGC